UCCUUGCCGUUGUACCCAGGUGAUUGUUCUGAAAGUUUUGAACUCAAACAGCGACGAUGGCCGAUGACGGUUCAUAUGAAUCAAUACUCUGUGUAAAGCCAGAGGUUCAUGUGUACAGGAUUCCACCAAGAGCCUCGAACCGUGGAUAUCGUGCUGCUGACUGGAAGCUGGAUGAGCCAGCCUGGAGUGGCAGGCUUAAAAUCACUAAUAAAGGCAAAAUCGCUUAUAUUAAGCUUGAGGAUAAGACCACGGGAGAAUUGUUUGCUCAGGCUCCAGUAGAUCAGUACCCAGGCUCUGUUGUGGAGGCUGUCACUGAUUCCAGUAGAUACUUUGUUAUCCGGAUAGAAGAUGGCAAUGGGCGUCAUGCGUUUAUCGGCCUUGGUUUUGCAGACCGUGGAGAUUCCUUUGAUUUCAAUGUGGCAUUACAGGACCACUUUAAAUGGGUUAAACAGGAAAGUGAGCUGGCAAAACAAGAGGCUAAUUUCAGUGCAGGACCCAAAUUGGACCUGGGCUUCAAAGAGGGCCAGACCAUCAAAAUCAACAUUGGGAACAUAAAGAAGAAAGACACAGCUACAGCAGGAGCAGCCAAACCCCGUCCAGCCGGCAGUGGCCUUCUCCCUCCACCUCCUGGUGUGAAGAGUGGAGGCCUUCUCCCACCCCCAGGAGCACCUCAGUCAGCAGCCCCCACACAGCCCAAUACAAGUACACUUCUUGAUUUUGGAGCCCCCUCUGCCCCCUCUGCCCCAGCUCAGCCUACUCAGGACCUGUGGGGAGACUUCACUGCUGCUGGUACCAGCUCCAGUCAGGACACUGUGAAAUCAGGAUGGGUGCAAUUUUAGGUGUUUGAAGAACAGUACACACAGACAUAUAACAAGUCCUGGUCCUCACAUCACUGUAAUAGUAUGGAGGAGAAAUGGAUUAAUAAUGUGGGGAUACAAGUGGACUGUUUCUACAGAACAGACAAUGGAACUACUUUAUUGCAUCAACAUGAACUUUCAGACACACAUAUUCACAGUUAACCAGCUCUUAGUUUCAGUGACACAAAGAUGUCUAGUCUAGUAUUUGAAAAAGUUUUUUUUUUUUCCUAUGCAAUCUGAAGAGACCAUAAUGGAUGGCUCCCUCUUUUCUUGAUUUGAAGUAUAAAUAAGUUCAUGUGGUCUUUUAUGUGUCUGUUAAUGUAUGGGUUCAGUUGCUGUGACUUUAUAUGUCUGUUGUCAUUUUGAUGGAGUUUCUAGACCUGAGUGUGGUGAUUUUUCUCUUGUCUCCUCAGGUAAACAUUGUGCAUUCCAUAUUGUUUUAAACUAAUAACUUACCUACAUGUUGAGGCACACAUUCGGCCUCGACUAUGACUCUUCCUAGAUUUCUCACAGUGAUAGAGAAUGAUCGUCCUCCCGUGGCCCCCUUUCACUUGUUCUUUCUGUCACUUCAUUUCUUUCCAUCUUUUAUAGACUUCAUCUCUGUUUUUUUUUCUCUCAGACAUCAUCUCAAACCAGUGAUUUUUCUUUUUUCUUGGGAUUUUGAACGUUUUAGUCUCUUUUGUGUUUAUCGUGAGGGGAGUGUGAAAAGGUGUUAUGUUAUGGUCAGUUUGUCUUUCCUGAAUUCUGUGCUCAUUCUGUGUAAUGGACACUGUGUG
Messenger RNA from Chanos chanos (milkfish), 1633 nucleotides. It is a transcript of the gene necap2, whose product is annotated as NECAP endocytosis associated 2. The transcript has 8 exons. Gene Ontology annotation, biological process: endocytosis. Lineage: Eukaryota; Metazoa; Chordata; Actinopteri; Gonorynchiformes; Chanidae. Bases 57 to 839 code for a protein of 260 amino acids. The record is from RefSeq and is a predicted model, not a curated record. Gene Ontology annotation, cellular component: membrane; clathrin vesicle coat.